Osmia bicornis bicornis is the source of this 2337-nucleotide messenger RNA. It is a transcript of the gene Rbsn-5, whose product is annotated as rabenosyn-5. The record is from RefSeq and is a predicted model, not a curated record. The coding region runs from base 500 to 2038 and encodes 512 amino acids. The transcript is spliced from 7 exons. NCBI's taxonomy places the organism in Eukaryota, Metazoa, Arthropoda, Insecta, Hymenoptera, Megachilidae. Gene Ontology annotation, molecular function: metal ion binding.
CUAAAAUGUGCGACCCACAAACUUUUUAUAGAAAAAUUGAAACCUCCGUAACUUUUCACUCCGACCACUUUGAUGCACAAAUGCAACGGUUUUGAGCUAGUCUCAGCGAGACCUUUUUAACGACCUAUAAAGCGUAUCUCUAACCCUAGUAAUUCUUAAGUUGAAAAGUGACACAGACGGACGUCUUUGCGUUUUAUAUAUAUAAGAUAAGAUAAGAUAUGAAGUUGUAUCUUGAAUAUUAAUUAACUCAAUUUUUAUCAAAAUAAUGUAAUGUGUGUCAUAGAAAUAAACCUAAUGAUUACUACAUAAAAACCUUUUGAUGUAGUAGAAUACAAAGAAAAGUUUGACAUUUCUAUCAGCUGAUGGGAUUCAAUAUGGCUACUCAGAAAACACGCUGUCUGUCUAUGGUCGAAGGGACGCCAACAAAUGAUUGAUAUCGUAUAUAAAAAUAACAUUGUAUAAAAAGAUAGUGAAACUUUUUUAAUUAUCGCAUUUCACAAUGGCUGGCAGCGAAGAAGUAUUAGAAGGAUUCAUUUGUCCAAUAUGUAUGACAGAUUUCAAAGCACCGUAUCAAUUGACUAAACAUUUCGAAGAUUUUCAUAAUGAUGAUCCAGAGAUUUUGAAAUCGCUUAAAGAUCUUUUUGGCAAGGCUAAAAAGAAAAUUUUAAAGCAAGAUGAAAUAUCAGAAUCAUUUGCAGAAAACAUAUCGCAUAAGAGGCAACGCAGUCCAGAAAUUAAUUGGGGACCUCAAGAAAUAGGCGAAAUAAAAUCACAUACAAAGUACUUUAAGGAAAUAAGAAACAUGAGACUGGAACGAUAUUCUAGUGAAACAAACAAACUUUUGAUAAGACUAGAUAAAUUAUUAAAUAAUUUACCAAAUGAUCCAGUUGAUAGAAAAGUUCAUGAACGUACCAUUGUGCCAUGGAUAGAUGAAAAGGAUGUAAAAUUAUGUCCAACUUGCGCAAAGAGCUUUCAUGUUGCAAGAAGGAAACAUCAUUGUAGACUAUGCGGUGCUGUUAUGUGCCACAGUUGUACAAUAUUUCUAUCUUUACACGAUGCAAAAAAAAUGACAAGUCCUGUAUCUGUACAAGAUGAUUUAGCGGUAUCUCCUGUUUCUGAACGUCCAAUUUCAGAACGGAUAGUACGCGCUGGUAUCGGUCUUACAAAGCUAGCUAGGUCACCGUCCAGUAGUAGUUUAAACAGUGUACUAUCAUUGGUUAAUGAUUCAACAGGUACUGAACAGCAUUUUAGGAUUUGUACACAUUGUGCAAAUCUGCUUGAUGCACGAGAAAAACAGAAAGCAAAACAUUUUGACAAACCAAUUGUAUGUCAGUUCUAUGAAAAAAUGAGAUCAUACAUGGAAGAGGCUUCUCAACAUGUCAAAAUGUAUAACAAAAUGUGGGAAUCCUUAAGCGAAGGAGAAUCUACGUAUAAUCUAGAAGAUGCUCAAACUUUAAGAGUUAAGAUAGCGAAAUUAGGAGAAAAUAUAGACUUGAUUAGCAAAAGAAUUUCUGUACUUGGAACAAAGUGUGUGGAAAGUCCUCCACAGGAACAAGAAGUACGACUGCAUCACAUGGUCAGAGUAUCCGCAAUGAUAUUUCUAAAGGAAGAAUUACUAAGCGUGCAAGCUUUGCCUUCGCCAGAGAAAUAUGCAGAAUUACAGAAGGAACGUCAGAAACGAUUAGAAGCUAGAAUAGCAUAUGAAAGACAAUUAGAAGAAGAACAAAGGGAAAGGUCGAAAGAACAACGUAGAAGAGAAGGAUGGAAUACCGAGGUUCGACCUCCUGUAAAAGAUAACAAUCAAGAUAAACCGGCAGUGGUGUUGAACCAAUCGCAAGGUUGGGGUCCUUCUAAUGUUACACCUAUAAUGCCUCCUUCUAUGGAUCCAAUAAUCGAACAAAUGAGCAAUCUUCGAGCUUAUAUCAAGCAAGCUAGAGCCGAUUGCAGAUACGACGAAGUUGCAACGUUGGAGAGUAAUCUUAAAGAACUUCAAAGCGCCUACUUUACUAUGAAACAAAGUAAUAAUAGCGAUGGAUAGGUCGUAAACAUAUCUGCAUUUUUUUUUUACUAGAGAAUCCUGUAUUUCUUAUCAAUUUCAAUAAGACUUAAUAAAUCUCUCUAUUGUAUCACAAGUUUCGUUGCAUCUGUUUUAUGUAUUACUGCACAGUGUGAUAUAUUUUAAAAGUUCCUUUGCAUUGAUGAAUUUAAUUAUAUACAUCGCCGUGAUAUUUCACAAAAAGUAUACUACUGAAUUAUUAUUGUACAUAAUAAUGUAAGAAAGUAUGUGGUUUAUAAAAUAAUAUUUAUAUUGAAAUUAAAUGUACAGAAUUAAAAAUA